AUGGAGCUGCUGUUCGAGCUGCUCCUCACGGCGGCGGCCACCCUCCUCGUCGCCUUCCUGCUCGCCAAGCUCCUCUCCGGGAACAAUGAUCCCCCCCGCCGCGAUCGCGCGGCGGGACCGGCUGACGUGAUCGCGGAGGAAAAAGCGGAGGAGGCGGAAGAGGAGAGGGUCAUCGAGGUGGACGAGGUGGGAGCGUGGGCGGAUGUGGCGGCGCCGGCUCUCGCCGAGGGGUGGGUCGAGGUGGAGAAGGCCCCCGCGACCGUCGCGGAGGGGAUGACCGAGUGGGUGGCCGCGGAAGAGGGGGUUCCGGCCACGCUUGCUCCGGAGCUGUUCCUUGGCACCGUGUCGCGGGAGCAGAAGGAGGAGGGUGAAGUUGGCAAGAAGCAGUGCGAUUUAACCGCGGCCGUCGAGGCGGCUGUCGAAGCGAAGCCGCGGGAUUCCGGCGCCGAAGCUGCUCCCAGAGAGGUUCUUGACGUGGAGUUGGAGGAAGAGACAACCCAGCAGAAUGAUCUGGGUGCUGAAGUUGCCCCGAGUGAAGUCCCUGAUGCGGGAGUGCAGAAACAGGAAGUUCAUGCUAUGGAAGCUGUUGAAGUGAAGCAGCUCCAUCUGGAUGUGGGGGCUGCUCCUGCAGAAGUUGUUGAUGCAGGACUGGAGAGGGAGGAGGAGGGAGCUCAAGCUGCUGAAGUGAUUCCGCGUGAAUUGGCUUCCGAGACUCCACCUGCAGAUGUUCUUGACAUCGUACCUGGGAAGCAGCAGGAGCAAGUCAUUGAAGCGAAUCAGCAUGAAUUGGCUCACGUUGUGGCUCCAAGAGUGAUUCCGGACGCCGCAGCAAAGGAUGAGGAAAUGAAAGAACCAUCUGUGGAAGAAGUUGUUGUUCCACAUGAAGAAGUUCACAACAAGGAGGAAGCUCGGCAUGAGGCCGGCACGGAUGAUCAGCAAGAAAAAUUGGUCCCUAAGGACGAGCCGGCUCUUAAGAAAUCUGAUGAUCUAAAUGUCAGCCAAGAAGACAGCUCUAAUGACAAAGUGGAUGUUCAGCUACCGGAGAAGGAUACCACAUUGCUAGGGAUGCCGGAAGAUGAGGCUAGAGCGAGCAUGGAGUUUGAAGAGUGGGAAGGGAUUGAGAGAAGUGAAGUGGAGAAGAGAUUUGGUGCAGCAGCGGCAUUUGCAGCUAGUGACGCCGGGGCGGCUGCUCUGUCGAAGCUGAAUAGCGAUGUGCAGCUGCAGCUGCAGGGACUUCUCAAGGUUGCAGUUGAUGGUCCCUGUUAUGACGCUGCACAACCACUUACACUGAGACCUUCUUCUCGUGCAAAAUGGGUCUCUUGGCAAAAGCUAGGAAACAUGCAUCCUGAGAUUGCUAUGGAAAAAUACAUGAAUCUUUUGUCAGAAUUUCUUCCUGGAUGGAUGGGAGACACAACCCCGAGCACAGAGAAACAGAAAGUUGAUGUUGAUUCUGAAGGGGCCCUUUUAACAAUGACUACUCAUACAAGUGACCCACAGAUCAAUCAAGGGAAUGAAGGUAGUACUAGCAUAGAUGAAGGUCCACUAACAGUUCCUCCUAACCCCGAAAACAGAGCUCUGACGUCCCUACCGAAUGAACGUAACGGUCAUCGAGUAUUUCUUGCAUCGGUGAUGUCAGCGCAUUGCUGA
This is a messenger RNA of Triticum turgidum subsp. durum (durum wheat), 1647 nucleotides long. The record is from the annotation of a GenBank genome assembly. Lineage: Eukaryota; Viridiplantae; Streptophyta; Magnoliopsida; Poales; Poaceae.